UCCAGUAGUCCGAUCAGUCCAUCCAUCGGAAAUAUCGGCGACAAGAGCCGUCCAAUCGAGCACAGAUCGAAGCCUUGCCAUGUUGGGUUGUCAAGUGUCGGCUUAGGCGCAAUGGAAAGCAGCCGGACCUGCAGCUGGCAUAGCGAGGCAAUCGCAGCACCGCGGCUAUUCUGCUUUCGAGCGGCAGAGUCCUGGACAAGGGAAUGCAGCGCAGUGCCGAUGGUAGACGAGAGCUGGGCUCAUGCGCUGGCAGCCGAUGGCUGCUGCAGCAUCAUGCAUCGGCGAGUCAGAGUCUUCAUGAUCUUCAGCCUCAAUGACCGCGGUAUCCAACAGCCACGCUGCUGUGAACUCGUGCAUGGUAUCAAUAGAGCGCAGCAGGAGCUGGCAGAGGGAGCUAAGCUGUGCGCAAUUCUCCGCCUGUUCCAUCUCGCACAGCAGAUCGCAUGUCAAUGUAUGGAAUGCUGCGACAGAUUCAGCAGUCAGAUCGCGCACCGCUUGCGAUAGGCAUAUAGAUAGGCUGAUCAUCUGUCCAAGGCCAGCGUUUGGCAAUGCCGAGAUGCUGUUGAGAAUCUCAAGCAGGGCCGAAUUGGCUAGCUGGCUUUUGAACGCUGGCCAUGGAUCCCGAAACGACUGCAGUGGACUGCGUCUCCCUUUACACUCGACUCGGCUGCAGCAGGCAGUACCGGCGGCAGGAUGCCCAUUCUUGCUGGUAGGACGCCUGCUUUCUGGCCACCGUGCGGCAUCGACGAGAAGUCCUCGACACUCGGGUAUAUGCUGCUGCUCGAUCCGCUGGCUGCCCUGGCGGAGUAGUGGACAAUGACUUUGCCGACGGCGUCUUUGGUCAUUGCUGCAGCCUGCGCCUCUUGCUGCUGGAAGAAUAUCUCUGUCUUUAGCCGCUCGAUUUCGCCUUCGAAAUCUCUCCGUGUCUUGGCCUGCUCGGCGCUGACAUUUGCAAUCUGGUUUGCC
Molecule: messenger RNA, 966 nt
Organism: Linderina pennispora
Lineage: Eukaryota; Fungi; Kickxellomycota; Kickxellomycetes; Kickxellales; Kickxellaceae
Exons: 1
Coding region: 314-820 (168 amino acids)
Source: RefSeq, a predicted model, not a curated record